Molecule: messenger RNA, 657 nt
Organism: Patella vulgata (common limpet)
Lineage: Eukaryota; Metazoa; Mollusca; Gastropoda; Patellidae
Product: peripherin-2
Exons: 4
Coding region: 1-657 (218 amino acids)
Biological process (GO): visual perception
Cellular component (GO): membrane
Source: RefSeq, a predicted model, not a curated record
AUGAUAGGACCUUCUGUGGCUCUAAUAGCGGUUGGCGGGUAUGCUAAAGUGGAAGUGGAAUCAAAAAUAAGACUAAUAGAGAGUUUUAACACGGCAGCUCUUCCUGGAACGUGGUAUCUAAACAGAGCUUUCGAUAAAGGAAUAUAUAAAGCUAUGAGGAAUUAUAAGACAAAUAAAACAUUAAAGAUUGAGAUUGAUACUCUACAGAUAGAUUUUAGAUGUUGUGGAAAUAAUAAAUAUACUGAUUGGUUUAAAAUCUCCUGGAUUAGAGAAGAAUACGUUAACACAGAUAGAAAAAAAACCGAAAUUCAGGUAGGAGGAUACAGAAAUGACGACGUGCCUUUUAGCUGCUGUGACUCAGCUUCUCGACGACCUUGCAUCAACCACCACGUGCAUGAUAACGAUAUGCACUACAGUUAUGACUACAGAAUGAAAACAACAAUUUAUCCCCAGGGUUGUAGAGAAUCCUUGGUGACUUUUUAUGGAAAACAGCUGAUGACCUAUACUGGAUUUGCUCUCCUGGGAACAGCAGCAUUUCAGUUGAUUGUAGUUAUCAUGACCCGGUUCCUACAGACGUCAAUAGCGCAAGCUCUUGAACUCGGUGACCCAGAAGCACCAACAAUUGGAUAUUUCUUCAAACUUACAGGUCAGUUUUAG